AGCGUUCGCAACGAUCCGAAAUCGAAACGAAGCAAAUCCUCCUCUAGCUAUUCGCUAUAUAACUAACCCAAUAAAUUAAGCCGAACGAACGCGAGUGACUCGUUUGUAAAGUCUAAAAGUCAUCUUCAUUCCCCGAGCAGAGUUCAAAAUGCACAACACGCGAAAUAAUCCGGCAUAGAGGUAACAUCAACGAGAGAAAACAAAACGACAGAGAUUAUAAAAGACGCCCCCGCGAAAAAACACACACAAAACUACACAUAGCCGCUAAGCCGACAACCAACCAACCACUCAGCACUCCUCACCAGUCCUCAAAAGAGUCCAAGUCCGAGUACAAGUCCAAGUCCAGAGGAAAGAAGAAAAAUAAAACGAACCAUCAUGGAACGCCGCCAAGCCCUAGACUCAUCGAUGUCUUCGCUGUACUCGGCUGCCUCCUCCUCGAACCCCCAUCCGCAUCCCCGCCAGCUUCAGUCACAGCAAUCGCAGCAGUCACAGCAGUCCCAACUAGACGCCUUCAAUUAUUCAGCAACAAUGUCAUCAUCGUCGCCGACUCCAAGCCAGGCCAUGUCCACGGGCAUGUCCACGAGCCACCACCACCAUCAUGCCACCUCUGGCAGCACCACAGGUUCCCUCAGAGCCACCACCAUUGGCACCGUUGUCGUCCGCUGCGGACCCGUACAGCUGGUGAUAGCGCUCCUACAAAGUCCCGAAAAGAUCUACAUAAAGGUCGUAGAGCUGGAGCCAAAGAUCACAGCUUUAGGCGAUAAUCUCGAUGAAUCGUUGCGUAUGCAAAGGGAGCACGAUGAGACUCUACGAAACCUACAGAGCCUGCCUGGACCCAUGGAUGAGUUCGUGCAAAAGGCAGACAAAUUGCUGGCCAGCAAGCGAAUCAGUUCGGAGCUCGUCAACGCCAUGGCCGAUACCCUAAACAUCAUCUGGCAGGAUAUUCUGAAUCUCCUGCAGGAUCGUCAACACAUUCUUAUACUUUGCACACAAUUCCACGACAAGAUGACACAGUGCUUCCGAAAGAUGGAUCAACUGGAACUGGCCUGCGAAGAGAUCCUGCAACCCAUAGAUGUGCCCCGUAUCCAAGAGUUCCUCAAUAGAUUCAAGCAACUGAGAAUAGACAUGCUCACCGGCGUGAUGGCCGCUCUAAAGGAUGGCAACGAACUGCUGGCCCAAUUGGAGGAACUGGAGAAGCUGGAGACACUCGAUACGAGACCGGAGCACAUCAAGCGGGAUGCCACGAGGGCGGUUCAUCAGGUUCAACAGUGGCUGGAGGCCCUACACGAUCGAAGAAACGACCUAGAACUCGCCUGGCAGACGAGAAAGACUCAAAUGGAGCAGUGCCUAGCCCUGGCUUUAUUGGGACGGGAACUGGUGGAUCUAGAGGCGGCUCUGCAAAAGGCUCGCAUUGAACUCAACACCAUGUACAGCCUGGGAGAGUGCGAACACACGGCCAAUGAGAUGCUUGCCAAGUACAGGGAUUGGAAGCAGCAGGCAUUGUUGCUCCGAGAUCGAGCUCUAAAGAUAACCAGAGCCAAGGAGAAAGUCCAAUCCGCCGGCCAUUUCACCUCCGAUGAAGCCUGUGCUCGGGCCUAUGCCGUUCUCAGUGGGUGCACCGAGCACUUGGAUCUGGUGGAUCAAAGGGAACACUGGCUACACCAAUCCCGGGAGUUCUUUGCCAAGGCCGAGCACACGCUGAGUGUCCUCGAGAAGCUCGAACUGGAGCUGGCCAGUGUGAAAUUGCCACCCAAUUCCCCCGAGAGCUAUGCCAUGUUCUCCAAAGUGGAACGUGAUGUUCGAAACUUCACCGAGGAGCCAAUCCGCAUCGGUUAUGGCAUCCUGGAUGAGGUGGGACGAACGCAGCCAGAGACACAUGGCGUGAAGAGGGUGCUCGAUGAGCUGGAAAACCGCAAAGCCUAUAUCGAGGGUAUCUGCGCCCACAGCAGCGAGGAUCAGCAAAAGGUUCAGCGGGCCUUGAGCGAGUUCUUGACUCAACACAAUGAGCUCUUGGCCUGGCUAAGGGCAUCGGGUCAGUUGCAUCUUCAGCAGAGCGUUGACAUGGGAAGAAAUCUCCAUCAAGCCAAGCAAUUCCUUCUGCAGCACCAUGAACUUAUGCAGGAUCUAGAGAUCAAGGGAGAACUAAUCAACAUGCUACUGGAGUCCAUCAAGGUGCAUUUGGAAUCACUGAGUCCCCAGCAGCGCUACGAUGUCGACUCCAAGGCCGAGGCACUGCACAAACACUGGAUCGAGCUUAAGGAUUUGGUUCUAAAGCGUGUGGAUUAUGUCUCCCUGCUGAUCGACUUCUUUGAGCUUUCCAACGAGCUCUCCAGCCAGCUAGAUAAUAUGGAACGUCAACUCCAACAAACACCAUCCGAUGAGCACAAGCUGCAGUUCCUCCAAGCAACCUGGACGGGAAUAGCUGCGACCUUCAGCGAGCUCAAGUCACGCGGACAGAGAUUCAUCAACUUGAAAAUUGUGGAUCCAUAUCUCGAGACGAAAUCCUCGGCACAGGCGGUGCAAGAGACGCUGAACGGCUUCAGUAAGCGGCAGGUCGACGUGACGAGCAGUUUGGAGAAUUGGACGACCAGCAUCGAGGAGAAGCGCCAAGUGGAAUAUCUACUCGAGAAAGUCAUGAGCGACAACGAGGAGACUGUGGCCAAGAGCACACAGGUGGACACCCAAUUGUAUCCCGUCUUCACCUCGACCAGUGUUGAUGCCAAGCAGCUGCUGGUCAGCACCCGCGAGAAGCUCACCCAUGUCAGCCAGGACAUUGAGAGGGCUCAGGAUGAGAUCCAGCAGCGUAUCCAGACCACACUCAGCAUUCAAACAAAGGACCAACCCUCGCUGGCCAAAAUCGAGCAGGUGAUCAACAAUUUGCGCAUGCUGAAGGCCAAGUUAGAUGGCAUCAAGUAUGACUAUCGUACACUGGUGGAGAGCAUCCUGCAGUUUCUGGAGAACACGGUGCAGCUGCGUCGCGAAAUCGACGAGUAUUUUGCUCGUCAGCAGCAGCAGAACUCUUCUGGCGCUGAUCGGAGCAUUGCGGAGCAUGAGAAAUUCCGCGAUCAGUGCAUGGAUAAAUUUAGAUCGUUAAUCACACAAUCCGAGCUGCUGAUCGAUCGGGUGCGAGUACUGGAGCCACCGGGAGCCCGCGAAAUCGAUACCGAUCGCAUAUUGAAGUUGCUCGAGAAUUUGCGCCUGCACUUCGAGUCGAACAGCAGUGCCAGGAUGUCGACUCUGGAGCGGCAGGAGAAGAUCGAGCAGUUCCGUGGCGAUCUCGAGGAUAUUGAUCGCAGUCUGGACAGUGUUAGCCAGCAGCUGCACGAGAUCAACAACCAAAGUGUGGAUAGUUUGGCUGCGGCCAAGACCACGUCGCUGGCGUUUGAAUAUUUUGAACGGACCAUAGAGCUGCUAGAGAAGCGAAUCGAGAAGUUUACAGAGUCCACAAGCCAACAGCUUUUAAUUAGCAAUCCCGAGAGCGAGCGUUAUGUCAAGGACGAACUGCGCAAACUCAACGACAAGUGGCAGAGCUUCAAGGAUCAGGUGAAGCAGAAACGAAAGAGCCUCAAUCAGGCAACCGAGUUCUUCGAGGUGGUCGAAAAGAUCGAUGCCGAGUACCGUGAGAUCAGCUACUUUUACAGUAGCGUCUCCAACAAGGUUCCCUAUUUGCGUGACCCCAUCGAGGCCGCCAAUCUGGUCAACGAUAUCGAGAAGUAUGUGACCAGUCGGGAGGCUGCCCUGCGCUCCAAGCUGGACAGUGCCUCGCAGUGUGCUCAUGAUAUGACCAAGGUCUCGACCCUUUACAACGAUGUAAUGAACAUUUUCCAGUCGUUCAUCAAACUCAAGAUGGACAUCAAUGUGGUGGCGGAGAGACUAAAGCAAGAGCAGCGCCAAAAAGAGCAAAGAGAGCGGGAUGCCCGCGAUCAGGCGGAGAGGGAGAAGGCACAGAGGGAAGCGGAAGCCAAGGAGCGGCUCUUCCGAGAGGAGCAAUCACGCCUGGAGAGCCAACGUCAGCAGGCGGCCAUUGAGCAGGCUCAAAGGGAGCUGGCCGCCAGGGAAUUGGCUCUCCGAGAGCAGGCUGUUCGAGAUGAGGAGGCCAAGCUGAAGGCUAUCCGGGAACAGGCCUCCCGCGAGCAAUUGGCCAGAGAGCAGGCGGCCAGAGAGGAAGAGCUGCGAAUCCAAGCUCUCCGGGAGAUUGCCAAGCGAGAGGAGGAGGUACGUCUUCAGAGCAAACGGGAGGAGGAAACCCGUAUCCGAAGGGAGGAAGAGGAAAGAAUCCGACGGGACAACGAAGCACGCUCGAAGCGCGAAGAGGAGGCACGAAUCCAACGCGAGGAGAUUACCAGACUGCAAACCCUUCGCGAUCAGGUGGACCAGCAGCGCAUAGUGACCGAGAAUAUCCGCAAGGACAUCCAAGUGAACUCCAUUUUCACGGAGCUGCGAUAUGCCUCGCCUCUCUUCAUUCGUCCCCUGAAGGAUGCCGUGACCCGUGAAGGCGAUCGUUUCACCUUCGAGUGCGAAGUAACAGGCACCCCAGAGCCCACAGUGGAGUGGUUCAAGGAUGGCAUCAGUAUCCAGAAUAACUCGGAUUAUAAGACGACCUUUGACAAGGGCAUCUGCCGGCUGGUGAUUGAGGAAACCUUUGCAGCCGACUCGGCGCGUUUCAGUUGCCGUGCCUCGAAUUUGGUGGGAACAUGCGAUACCAAUGCCACCUUAUCUGUGCGGGAAAAUGCCGCUGAGUUGCAAUUGGUGCCACCUAGGAUCUUGAGAUUCCUUGAGAGCGGCAAGGCCACCGAGGGUAGCUCCUUCCAGUUUGCCUGUGUGGUGGCUGGAGUUCCCUUGCCAACGGUUCAGUGGUUCAAGAAUGACAAGUGCAUCGAUGACUCACCGGAUUAUGUGAUUAGCUAUAAUAAUGGUGAGGCUACGCUGAGAUUUGAGGAGGUAUUCCUGGAGGACGAUGCUGUCUACACUUGCAGUGCCUCAAAUCCUGCGGGUAUUGAGCAUUGUUCGGCUUCUUUGAUUGUGGAACCUUUGGAGCCCACCGAGCUACCUAGUUUCAAGGUUCCCCUGUCCAAUGCCAUGGCCCGUGUGGGCCAGAAGAUCAAGCUGGAGGCCAUUGUGAGUGGCAUUCCCAGGCCAGAAAUCUAUUGGAUGCACAAUGGAAAACCCUUCCAGCCGCGCGAUUCCAAGUACGAAUACGGCCGCGUAACGCUGCUAAUCCCGCAGGCUUAUCCCAACGACGCCGGAUCCUACGUCCUGAGCGCCAAGAACUUAGCUGGCGAGGCCUAUACCAGUUGCAACGUGAUAGUGAAGGGUCGUCUGCCGAACGAGACAUCCGAUUCCGAGAUGGCCAGCGAUAUUGAGCCCAUCAAACCGGCUGUUCAUCUGCCCCUCAAGGAUGUGUCCAUUUUCGAGGGCAAACCCGUGCGGUUGGACUGUGUCAUUGUGGGCCAGCCAGAGCCGGAGGUUAUUUGGUAUCACAACGAGCGUCCCGUCAAAGAAUCUGCCGAUGUUCAGCUACUUUUCCAGGGUGAUCGCUGUUCGCUGAUUAUCCAGGAAGUCUAUCAAGAGGAUGCUGGUCACUACAAGGUGGUUGCUAUCAAUUCAGCUGGCGAAACUUCAAGCAGUUGUGAGCUUAAGGUGACUCCUCUUAAUCAAGCGGAACCCGCGACAAGAGCCCAGGCGGAGAGACAAUCCCUGCCCAAGGAUACUCAGCCCAAGUUCGAGAGACUUUUGUCCGAUGUCCUGGCCGAUGAAGGAGAGCAAGUGGUUUUAGAGGUUCAGGCCAGUGGAGAUCAACCUCUGACUGCUCAGUGGUUCCUCACCAACAAGGAGGUCCAACUAAGCGACAGGGUAACCACCAAAGCGGACUCCGAAUCCGGCAUCUUCAAGCUCAUUCUGAACAAUGUCAGUGCCGAUGACAAGGGUGUGUAUACCGUGAAAGUGUCCAAUCGAGCGGGCGAUGCCAAGUGCUUCUCGCAUCUCAUUGUAAAGUCCGUGAAUGCUCCCGAAAAUCGCCGCAGCAGCCAAUCAUCCGUGGAGAUUGUGGAUCGCCAUCAGUGCCCUGAAUUUAGGGAACUCUUCAGUGACAAACAAGGUCAGAUCGAUGAUGUGAUCAAGUUCGAGUGCAUUGUCAAGGGCAAGCCCACACCAAAAGUGCACUGGUUCUUCAACGAUCAGCCUGUGCACGGUCACAACUUCCUGGUGUCCACCAGCGGUGAUCGCCAGGUUUUGACCAUCCAGAAGCUGACCCACGAUGCCGUCGGCAAGAUCAGCUGUGUGGCCGAAAAUGAGGCGGGCAAGGCCACCUGUGUUGCCUUCUUGAACAUCAUUGGCAGCGGUUUGCCCGCCUCCAGUGAUGUCCAGACCAUGACCCAGGAGCACAAUACAGAAUCCUCACGUGUGACGAUCAAGAAGCAAACCUUUACCACAACCUCCACCUCACAGGUGAAUUCCUAUGAGGGUAAUGCUCCACAAACCGAAGUUCAUCACUCCUCCGCUCACAUCGAUCAAUCCCUGAAGCAAUUGGGGCAGCAAAGACCCGAGAUUGUGGAGAGUCAUCACUACCAGGAGCUGCACAAGAGCAAGGAGAUGAGCAGUCCCAGUGUACAGCAAAAGUCCUUCACUCUCAUCCAAUCUAGUGGUGCUCCCAAUGGACAGUCUGCCGUUGCCAUUCCGGAUUCACCAACUCGUCUGAGACGAGAGAUUGCCCCCAGGUUCACCACUCCUCUGAGCGGCAAGAUUGUGGAUCAGGGCAGUGAUGUCAGCAUGGAGGCCAUCUAUGAUGGCUUUCCCUCGCCCGAGAUCAAGGUGGAGAAGAACGGUGGUCAGCUGUUCGAUGAUGCACAUACCAAGAUCUCGAAUAAAUGCAAUCGCGUCACCAUCGAACUGAAGCAGGUGAACGUGGCGGAUGCGGGACGAUAUGCAGUGACUGCCUCGAAUGCAGUGGGUCAGUCCACCAGCACGGCGGAUUUGGUUGUUAAAAAGACCAUCUUUCCGCCUGUGUUUGGACGACGCCUGCAGGCCCAAGUUAGCAAGAAGGGCGAGAAACUGGUCAUGGAGGUGGAGGUAACAGGUCUACCGGAUCCCACUGUCACUUGGCUGAAGGACGACAAGCCACUGAAGGAUGCCGGCAUCUCACAGCAUCGACUGCUUGCCCAGGGCAACUCCUACAGACUUAUCAUUGAGAAAGCACAAACAACGGACUCUGGCAAGUACAUGGUGCGCGCCACGAAUGCUGGUGGUGAGGCCAAAAGCAUUGCUGAUUGUGCCAUCCUGGAGCCAUCGCCGGAACGCAUGCAGGAGGUGGUGAAGACCAUUGUCUAUGAGACGGGCCCCGUACAGCAGAUACCUUCUAGCGAUUUCAAAACCGAAAUCCAGACUCAGACUCAGAGCGAGCCGCAGCCAUCGUUCGAGACCAGUCAAACGGAUGUGACCAGUGCGAAUGACCUGCACGGCCUGUCCGAGUCGAAAGUGAUCACUGAGCAUCGUUGCACCACCGAGGCAACCAUGCGUCUAGAGCACAAGUCGAACUACCUGGAUCUGCCCGAGCUGACGUCCCGUCCCAAGACACCGACCACAAACGACACAAUCACCAUCACAACGAACACUGCCGGCCAGGAUCAGACCGAUCAGAGCCAACCUGCUACAAUUAAAGCUUCACCACCGGCGGUGCCGCCCAAGCCAUGCAUGCCAGUGGUAGCAACCACAUUUGGCCAACAGCAGCAGCAGCAGCCACCUCAGAUGCAGACGCUGACCAGCACCAGAUACGAGCAGAGCGAGCACAAAUCCAGCACCUCUACAUCCUCCUUUGAUUACUUCAAGAAGAUCGACGAGGAGACUAUAACCCAACGACCCAAGCCUUUGGCCUUUAAGGCCCUGGAGACGGUGGUGCGACAGCCACAGGCACAAACUCUGGCCGAAGAGCUGAGGAGUCUCAACCUCAUACCAGGAGAUGCUCCCGAGUUCUGCUAUUCCCCCAAGCCGGAGAGAACUGAGCCCAAGGUACCGCUGAUCAAUGAGAAGAUCAAGAUACUAUCCGAAGUUCAGCCAAAGGAGCCACCACCACAGGGUGGAGUGCCGGUAUUCCCACCACCAUUGGGUCUCCAGACCGUUCAACACGAAACCACCACCAGCAAAGAGGUCAAGGUGGAAUACGGACAACCGAUAGUAAGACCUGCUGCUGUCUUGGCCACUCCUGCCCAGCAGAAUCCACGUUCACCUUCGCCCAAACCCUCCGCCGAAGGUGUGGCCAUGUCCCGGCUGUGGACACCAAGUGGUGUCACUGGUUACUCCAGUGAUGUCGAGCACAAAUCCGAGAAGACAGUGAUCUCAUCUACGCUGGCUACACCCACACCAACCAAGGAGCUGAAUGCACCCUUCCUGGUUAAUCAGAUUGUAAAGAGCAUACCACCACCAACCACAACACCGGCACCGGUGACACAUGUCGUGAACGUACAACUCGAACCUGGAACCCCACCGGAGAUUUGCUUCGCACCCAAGGUGGAAGACACAACGACACGUCGUCGUUCCCUGGUGGAGAGUAUGGAGCAAAAGCUGGAACAGAAUUUGAUUCAAGGACCGAGUAAAGUUUUACCCCAUUCAGUGCCCACAUUGACACCGGCAACAGCACCACCUCAGCAAACGAAGCCAAUUCAAAGUUCUACAUAUCGUCCACCACCACCAGUUGUGCCCAAUCGAUUGGGACUCUAUGAGAGCGACUACGAGAGCGAUCGCUACAAGUAUAGUGGCAGUGAAUCUGAUGUGGAGCCGGGCAAUCGCAAUCAGCAACAUCAGCAGGCGACCACGGAGACUUCUUUCAAGUCCAGUGGCUAUACGGCCGAUACCGAGGAACACUCGAGUUAUCGCAAAUCGGAGACAAGUUUCUACGAGACCAAGUCUUCGUCCUCGACACAACCGUCGCAGAUUCCUAAGCUGCAGCCUGAACCACCGGCACCGAUUUACUUCACACAAACGCAGGUGCCACCACAAACGAAUUUUAGCAGCCAGGAGGCAAAGGACUACAACUACACCUCUUCGAGUAUGACCAGCAAUUACUCACAUAACAUGCAGAGCAGCUCAUCCCGUCAUGAGACCAAGUUCUCGUCGACAACGGGAGGAGUAGCACAACCGCCACCAGUGGUUACCUAUCCCAGUCCCAUUCCCGCCCAGCGGAAGACACCGGCAGCGGAGUUUAGUGACUAUAGCAGCGAAAUUGAUGAACGCUUCCGUUCGGUGUCGCGUGCCAAUGAAUCGGAUGCGGAGAUCAAGGGCUAUCGUGUGGUAUUCCCACCCACACCCACUCCACGCACAAAUAUCGCAGCCAAUGGCCACAAAUCUCCUGUGGUGGUCGUUACACCCUCGCCCAUGGAAUUUGAGCCAACGCCACCCGAGAUGGGCAGCAGCUAUGCCAGGCCCAAGUUUGAGCCAAUUGGCAAGGAGAUACGCCAUGAGAUCAAAAGGGAGAGCAGCUCUAAGCAGCAACAGUCGAAGUUUACGCAAAAUCAGCAACAAAGUCAGCCAGUGUAUAAGCCCAAGCCUGUGGCAGCCAAGUUUAUAGCUGCCACUCAACAACAGCAGCAGCAGCAUCAGACACAGGCCAAUGCCCGUCCGACCAUGUACUACAAUGCUGUUGCUGGAGCGCCCAUGCACCUGGCCAAGGUGGCCACGGAGACCAAGAACGUAAUGCAGAUGCACGAGUCCACGGAGAGUUCACAGCGGGUGGUGAAUAUGCAGCAGACCAAGCGGGUAAUCCACUUUGAUGGACCGCAAGAGCAGAGGGAUCAGCAGAUCGUCCUGGAGCCCUUCCCCUAUAGUCCGGCCACAAGUCGUACGCCCUCGAGGCAAUCCCAUCUUCCACCACCGGCCACGCCCACCAAAUUCGUGCCGGGAGAGGUCCGAGAGAGUGACUAUGAGAGCGAAGUGGAGGGAGCACGCAUCCAACCACUGUGGUCACCAUAUGGCGAUGGUUUCACCAAGGGCUAUCGACGCGUGGCUCCGCCCCAGGGAGCAGGAAGAUCCUGCAGUUUGCCAAGAACUUACGAAAGGGUGCUGUCGCCCAUGGAAUUCGAUCGGGGUCCCGAGAUGCCCAGUAAGAUCCAUGUGGAUAUAAAUACACUGCGGAAGGAGCAGCGCGGUGGCAGUACCGUCACCACCCAACAUCGCACUCAGUCCUUAAAUAGGAACUCAACCAUGAGGCAGCAGCAACAGCAACAGCAACAGCAGUCCAUGGAUCAGAUAGACAGGGCCGGAACUUUGCCCCGAUAUGGUUACAACUCGCUGCAGCAGCAGGCGGAGAAUCAGGGACGUCGAAUGGGUUCCACCUUCCUCCAGAAAUCCCAUCAGUUCGUGGAGGAUGUGAGCAGGGAUAUGAGGAGUAGCCACACCUCGAAUGGCAUUCGACCGGGUUUCAAGAGGGCGCCCAGCGAAGGCAGCAACCAACAGCCGCAGGCCUUCAGGGAUGAAUCACGGGUCUCUCAAUACGGCACCAAAUGCAUCGAUCCCAAUACCGGUUUAAUAUAUUUUAAAUACGAUUUCGGCUACGAAUUUGGCAUCCUGUUUCCCGGCGAGGGUCACAAGUUCGUCAGUAGCCAGUGGAAUAGUAAUAGCAGCGGCAGUAAUGCCUCUAAGCCCAUUCAAAACGGACGCCACUCCCCAUAUCCCCUGAAAUUGGCGCCGGGCAACAAUGAGUUGGUCAUACCCGUUCAGCACGAAAGACCCUCGCACGGAUAUAGUUCCGAUAAUGAGAUCCAACGCAGGAGUCAGUCGGCUAGGAACUGGUCAAGUGGCAGGCCGAUGGCCCCGCGUAGUGCCACCAGCAGCCAGCAGAAGCGAUACAGCCUGCCCAGCUGUCACAGCCUCGACAUCCAUCUGGAUCGACUCCAUGCCCAGGCACCGCGCCUGCCGCCGGAUCAGAUGGUCCGCACAGUGCCGGAACUGCCCAAUACGGAACCCGUCAAUGCGCAUUUGAAUCGCGAUGAGCUGGCACAAAGGCAGCCAUUAUUCAUAACGCCACUGAAAGACAUCGCUGUGGGCGUGGGUGGAACGGCGCGCUUCGAGUGCAUUGUGCAGGCGCAUCCGCAGCCGCAGGUCAACUGGACGCACAAUGGCGGCCAGCUGGAGUCCGGCAGUCGGCAUUGCAUUGAGUACCGGAACGGCGUGUGCCGGCUAACACUGCCGCAGGCCUAUCCGGAUGACAACGGCAGCUAUGCCUGCACCGCCAUGAAUCGUCUCGGUGCGGCCAGCACUAGCGGAAAUUUGAAUGUUUCGAGCACAAAUCGUGGAUUUAGAUACUAAGCCUGUUGUUUAAAUGCAACUAUUAUUAUUAUAAUUAUUAUUAUUUAUUUUAUGAUUUGUUCAAUGCCAAAGUUUCGCCUUAUUGUGUGUAUGUAUGUAUUCACUAUGUCACUCAUUUUGUCCCCAUUGUUUUUACUCGGUUCAAAGUCCCCUAAUUUACAUGCAUACAAACAAAGGAAUAUAGUAUUACUUGUGUUUUUGUCGAAAGUCAAAUAAAAUAACAUGAAAACGAAAAA
This is a messenger RNA of Drosophila serrata, 11531 nucleotides long. It is a transcript of the gene zormin, whose product is annotated as spectrin and immunoglobulin domain-containing protein zormin. Lineage: Eukaryota; Metazoa; Arthropoda; Insecta; Diptera; Drosophilidae. The record is from RefSeq and is a predicted model, not a curated record.